AUGCAUUCGGAUCGCCAGGCUUCUGAAGACCUAGAAAGGGUCAAUGCCUAUUUCCAACGACUCUCUACUAUCCUGAUUGAAGAGGGGAUUCCCCCGGAAGACAUCUGGAAUAUGGAUGAGACUGGAUUCCGUAUUGGGGUUGGAAAGGACCAAGUCAUUGUCACAAGACGGAAGAGGGCUCAUUAUUUCGGGUUACCUGAGAACAGAGAGUCUGCCACUGCGAUUGAGAGUAUCUCUGCGGGAGGGCGUGUGCUCCCAGCCUUUCUCAUUCUUUCGGGGCAGAUGCACAUGGCCAAGUGGUAUGGCGUGCCUGGUCUUGAUGAAAAUGCUGCCAUCAGGCCAACUCCUAGUGGCUAUUCAAACGAUGAGAUAAGUCUUGAGUGGCUUGAGCACUUCAAUAAGUGGUCAGCACAGAGCUGCCUUGGAAAGAAGCGCCUCCUUAUCUUGGAUGGUCACGGCUCCCACCAUACGAAGCAGUUUAUCCAGUACUGUGAUGAUCAUGAUAUCAUCCCCUUUGGUAUGCCCCCAAACCUUACUCAUAUCCUCCAACCUCUUGACGUCGCAGUCUUUCAACCACUGAAGCACUACCACGCAAAAGCACUGGAUAUCAUGGUUCGAGAUGGACUUGUCCAUAUUGGAAAGCUUGAGUUCCUGUCUUGCAUAGGCAAUGUGCGAGAUCAGGCAUUUAAAGAGAGUACAAUACGCUCGGCAUUUAAGAAAACUGGGAUCCAUCCCUUCAAUCCACAGGCAGUCCUCGAAAUCUUAGCCGCUCGGCAGCCCGAGGGUACCCCAUCUCCCCCCUUCAGUGGAUUACAGUCCUCACCAUUUAGCACUCCAGUAACACUUCGUCAAAUGAACAAGGUGGCUGAUAAGGUCACGAGAUUAAUCAGGGAAGAUGAGAAUCUUGACCCUGAUCUUCGCUACGAAAUGAGUCGCUUUAUCAGAGGAUCGCUGUCUUUAGCCACGGAGCUUAUGCAAACCAAGAGGGAUCUAGGGAGAACCAAAAUGGCUGAGCAUCUCGCGCAACAACGUAAGGCUUUGAAGAAUAGUCCAUUACAGUCAGGAGGGGUGUUAACAGUGGCGCAGGGUCGUGAGAUGGUGAGGCAGAGGGAGGAAGACCAACUGGCUAAGGCGAGGAGGAUGGUCGAGGCGGCAGAGUUGAAGGCGCUCAACGCCCGCAAACGUGUAUUUGAAGAAGCGGCAAAAGAAGCCCGUAAAUGGAGGGCCUCCGAAAGACUGGACAGAGCAGAAGUAGUGGACUCUGAAGGUGGUAGGCGGCUGUUGAAGCGAUUCUACUCCAACGAUCCAACGUCAAGCUUGAUGACAACGUCAGACACGUCACCUGCGACGUUGAAGCUCCAGCGCAGUAGGAACAUUGUUGUAGAGUGUGCGACCGCCUUCGCAGAGAUCAAAACUCCGGAAGACGCAUACAAUGCGAAUGUUGCAAACAAAAAGCACCAAAUAGCGGAACGUUUUCGAUGCCUUCGUGAGCUACUAGAAUCUGGACGAGAGUCUGGCGACGAAAAAGAGCUUCAAGAUGAUAUUGUGAGAUAUUCUGGCGAGUUGCAAGUCUUAAAAGAUCGCGGUCGUGCAGACGCAGAACACGAAUACGAGAUCCAGGUCGAGUCUGUAUUGCAAAGGUUAUCGGACGAGCUGAUUCCCACAAUAGGCCCUGCUGUCGUCAAAAGAUCGCUCCAAAAACUUCCCCUCGAGAAGCGGCAGCAGUAUCUGCCGGGCGAUGUGCUCGUAAGCGAUCAGACAACCGAUGCGGAACCAGAAUACGGACUAGCAUCCAAGGACCUGGACAGACCUCACAGGGACAGGCCGACAACGGUCGUACAAGGCGAUGUGCGCAAACGAAAACGAUACGCCUCCUCGAGCACAAAACAAUAUUCGACAAAGAAGCGCCAAAGCAAUUCUGACCCCCGAGCCGUUGACGAACAGGACAGGCCUAUGCGACGACAAGAUGUGUUUGACACCACGCUCCGGUCCUCUCGAGAACAGUGCGACGAAUUACCUGACCCUGACGGAGACAUAAACCAGCAGGAUAAUGCGGCCGCUUACUCUAUCAAUGGUAGUUUCUUUGACGCUGUUGGCAGCACUGCCACAGGCCAUCUGACGAGCAAUGUGACGCCUGCAGCAGGCACCCUGCCUUUUGCGGGACAUUCGAUAACUGCUCGCGAGGGCCACCAGGAUAAUACUGAAAACACCGUUGUUGUCUCUGUCAACGAUGCUGAUGGCAGCUUCAUCGGAAAUAUCGAGCCAGUUGGCCAGUGGGAUGACAAACGUGUCGAUACAAUCUUGCAAAAUGCCGUCUUGAGGCCAGUCAGAAUUCGACGAGGACGCCCUUUCGAUCAAAGCCAUUUAACUGCCAUUUCCAACCAGUCCGAUCCGGAAGGAGUCAAGGUCAUUUCCUGCAUGAUUCAGGCUACUGGAGAUGUCAUGGAUCAGCGUUGCCAAUACUGCGAGAAGAAUUGGGGCAUAUUUGAAGACUGUAUCAAACUCAAAGACAGGAGUUUCCGACGGUGUGGGAAUUGCGAAUGGAGUCGUAAAAGCUGUCGUGGCGCUUCCCUGCUCAAUGCGAAGCCAGUAACUGCCUCUCCGUCUGACGAGCAGUCACGAAGCGGUCAGAGUACCCAACAUGGCGGCAUGAACCGUUCUGGUACCCCAGGGCAGUCGACUGGGUCGUUACCAACCAUGGAUCUGUCCCAAAAUCGAGUCACGCGCAGGUCGCUCUCGGAUGUUAUUAGUAAUGCGUGUACCGGCCCUCAUGGAAUAACCAAAAAUGGCACUGUGGCUGAAACGUCAACAAUUUCACCGGCAGAGACGCUGCAUGAGGCGCAGGCUAUACAUCACCUGCAGCAGAUAACAUUUGAAGAUAAGAGCGCUCGUGAUGAGUUUUACACUGAAGGACUCUCUGACGCAGACUCGUAUACCGGAGAGGCGGUGACGAAGAACGAUUGGAGACUUCUCCAAGUCAAGACCCGAUUUUUUACAAGUGCCGAGUCGGUUACGCAGUACUGGAGUUGGGUGGAGGACAAACAAUAUUUUGAGCAUCAGGUUCUCACAGACACAAAUCCAGUAAAGUGGGGAUUGUUGCGAAAGCCUAUCGAUUUCGAUGUUCGGCUGAAGGAUAUUGCAGAAGUUAAAUACAGCGUAAAGUCAUUGCGCGUGCAUCUCAUCAUGAAGGACACUACCGUAGCCUCCACAGAAGGUGGAGCCCCAAGGGGAGAUGUUAUGGCUGUCUUCAAGAGAACGAGAACCGUGGAACGAUUUAUAAGAUUUCUCCGCAGUCGGAACUUCAGUACGGUCGAAGAGGCUCCGGAAUCGAUGGUUCGCAGGUGGGGAAGCAUGAAAUCCGAAGUUCUAUUGUCUGAUGAGGACGACGACACGAGCUAG
Molecule: messenger RNA, 3399 nt
Organism: Pochonia chlamydosporia 170
Lineage: Eukaryota; Fungi; Ascomycota; Sordariomycetes; Hypocreales; Clavicipitaceae
Exons: 4
Coding region: 1-3399 (1132 amino acids)
Cellular component (GO): nucleus
Molecular function (GO): DNA binding
Source: RefSeq, a predicted model, not a curated record